Messenger RNA from Nothobranchius furzeri (turquoise killifish), 10424 nucleotides. RefSeq lists its product as uncharacterized. Gene Ontology annotation, cellular component: nucleus. The record is from RefSeq and is a predicted model, not a curated record. Lineage: Eukaryota; Metazoa; Chordata; Actinopteri; Cyprinodontiformes; Nothobranchiidae.
AGGAGAUGAUUAAAGAGGGAAGAAAGACAGCAAGAGGAGAGGCAGGGAGGGAUGGAUGAGAUGGAGGGAUGGACGGGAGAGCAAGCAGCAGCACUCCAUGUGUUAAAAGGGCAGAUGGUAACCGCGGGUAACUGAGGAGCAAACCACUCUGCUGGCCACAGAGCAAGGGAUCAGCGGAGACAGGGAGGCAGGAGGAGGGAGGAGAGCGAACACAUGCAGCGCAGCAGAGGAGAGGAGCAUCACGCCUGCUCUGACAGGGAGACAGCAAGAGGAGACGGAGAGGGAGGAACUGAUUCAGUAGAUGAAGGGAGAGAGUAAAGAGAGGAGAAGUGUUCCUCCUUGCCUCUUAGAGAGAUUCAGAGACAAAGAACACCAAAGGAACUGAGGAGGAGGAGGAGGCAACGGACUGGAGAUAGUUAGAGGAACUGCAGGACUGAUCAAUGAGCGGCUGAGAUUUCACCAAGAAAAUUCAGACUCAGCAAAAAAAGAGGCAGAGAGUGGAGGACAGGGGAAGACUGAUGAAUGAGAGACGGGCGCCACACAUCUGGAGAGAAAAAGACUUAAAGAGAAAUAUUUAACCAGAGACAGGAGAUCCUGGGAGAAAACGCCCGAGAGAAGAAGAAAAGACUUCAUAAAGACAGGAGUGGGAUAAAAAGAAGGGGCAGAGAGUGAAAUAUUUACAAGGAGUCAGAAGCUGAAGGGGAGCUGAGCUGAGAGAAACUUAGAAAAACUUGGAGAGAAUAAAUCAGAGGAGCAGAGAGAAAACUGCUCCCUCUGUUCUCUCUUUAAUCCCUUAAAAGAAGAAGCCGAGGAGCAGGAGGAGAGAAGGAGGCAGGCUGGAGUUUGAUCCAGAUGAAGAGGUGUUGAACUAGAUGAAAUCUAAACUAACUCCAUGGCGUGCUAUUACAUUGUGAUCAGUUCCACCCACCUGCGUGACGGACAGCUGAGGAGCAUCAAGGGGGUUUUCAGGGGACCAAUAGGAGCCAGCGGACACAAAAGCACGGAGGAGGGGGACUCCAGGUUUUACUGUGAGCUGUGUGACAAGAAGUAUGUGAGGCACCAGCAGUACGAGAACCACAUUAACUCCUACGAUCACCACCACAAGCAGCGCCUGAAGGAGCUGAAACAGAGGGAGUUCUACAGAGCGUUGGCCUGCAGGAGGCAGAGGAGGCGCCGUGAGGAGAAAAGAGAGGAGAGAGCCCUGAGGAGAGCCCAUCAGCAUGAUGAGAGGAGGACCAGAGAGUGUGCUCCAGGUUCUGGUCCCAUGUUCCGGUCCACCACCGUGGCAAUAGACCCGGCGAAUCAGAACAGUCCAGGCUUGGAGCGGAACUGGGCUGAUUUCCAGUGUGGUGCCACACGGGGAACAAAACCUCAGUCCCAGUUGAUCCAGCGGUUCCUACCCUUGGACCCUGCUCUGGAAACCAGACUCCUGACCAGCAGUCAGUGGGCGUUUGAUCGAACUGAUGCCAGCCACACCACAGGUGCUGCUGGUGAUUCCUGCAUCCUCACAAAGACCCGUUUGGACCACAACUCCCUCACAGCCAACCCUGAAAACUCUAACUGCAACAAGACCAGCCACUUCCACAACAAUCCUUGGGCUCUGAGUUACCUAAACCCCAUGACUCACCCUGGUCACCCCAACACCUCCCAUGGCACCACCAGUAAUGGUACAAAUGUCACCAAAACUAUAGCAACCAACCCUCCAGAGAGCCCCAGCACCAACGCCAAUGACGCUGGUAUCCGAAUGAUGAGCUCUAGCUUAGACGUCCCUUUGGUCCCGAGCAGAGUCCGUCCUGUGUCCUUCUCGCUUCCCAAACGGAGCUGCGCCCUCCUGCACCAAUCUGCUGCUGUCUUCAUCCAAGCUGGUUCUGAACUGUCAAGAAAACAAGAAAGCCCAACAAUUCCAGAACAAGUGAAAACCAAAGAAGACAAAGGUGCUGAUCAGCAGCUGAAAUCUUCAGUAUCUACAGACGUAAACAGUGUUUGUGUGCAUCUCUGUGACACUGGAAACCAGUGUAGUGUGAACAGUAAAACUGCAACCCAGCACUCCAAGUCUGCUGAGAAGGGACCCAUGGGACCUCCUGGGACUGGAGCCCAGAUUGCUUCAUGCAGUCCCAAAGAGACUGGGAUUAUUGAUGACAACGGAGCCCCAUUGUCUAUAUGGAAGGACAACGAGACUGGAACCCAAGUCGGUGGAGAAUGUGCCACUGGAGCUCAUAUUUACUUUAACAGUGACAUUCCGGGGCAGACUUAUGAUGGUGUAAGCACAGAUUCAGCACAAAAAGUCACUGACGUUGAAAUCUACAAUCAGAAAAAGUCUAACUCACUCCAACAAGACAAGCAUCUACCUUGUCCUGACACAAGUGAGCCUAAAAUGUCCAAUUCUUGUGCUUCAAGGGAGACCAAAGAGUCUUUAAGUGAAACAAAACCCAAAGAAUCAACCUCCUCUCCACCUAACUGCUCCCAAACAUCAACAUCCACCCUUCCAAACAGGCCCAAAGAUCCUUUUUGUCAAGUUGUCAGCAGAGACGGAAGCAGGGUUCUCCUCUGGCCCACAGAGAUGGUCAACUACACCAAGACUUCCCCCUCAAUAUCCUACAGCGUCAAUCCUCUCCUGUACGACUUCAGAGCUCACAGCAGGACCAAGGAGGGGGGUGCAGAACAGAAAGAAGGGCUGGAGAAAGAGAGGGAAAGAAAAAAGCCAUCUGUGGUCAAACAAUCUGACUGCCAACCACGGCACGGAGAUACGAAGGGAGUGAAAGAGGUGAAGAUAGGUGAAAGGGAAGAGGAGGCUGAAGGUGAACAGGCAGGAGAUGUCAUGGAAGUCGUCAACCAUUGUGACGACAGCAACACAGUUCUGGAUGUCGCUGGCUGCCACGAUGAAAGCUCUUUAAAAUUUGUUCCCAUUUCCACAGAAUGCCAUCACGCCCCAGCACUAGGCCUUCAAAAAACAGCCGGGAGGAGGAGAAGGAGGGGAGGGGCGAGAAGGGGAACAAGAAGGAGGGGAAGGAGGAAAAGGAGAGCAGAGACAGAUAGAAAAGAUUCCAAAAAAGCAAGGAGGAUAAUGAGUCCUCUUUUUGCAAAUCAGCUGUUAGAAGAGAAAGGGGAAGAAAAGUUGAAAAGAGAGGGCAACAUGAAAGAGGAGAGGAGAGAAAAGGAGCCAUUAAGUAAUCUUGUUGCAAAUCGGCUGGUAGGAGGGAGAGAAAAGAAGAUGAGGGGAGAGGAGCGAGGGGUAAGAGGAGAUCAGAUGGAGCGAGAGAGGGCAGGUAGAAAUGACGAGAAGAGGGGCGAGCUAUUAAGUAAUCUUCCUGUGAAUCGGUGUAAUCGGUGUAACCAGCUGUGUCUGCAGGUGAAAAGGGAGGCCAGCCAGCAUCAAUCCCAGCAAUCAGCCACCGGAUGGGGCCAGGGGCUCAGAAAGCUCCACUGCAGGGGUGCAGCAUGCGACUCAGUGAUUAGCCCCGUCUGCCAGUCUGUUACAGAGAUGCCACGCUGUCCCAGAAUUACACCCCACCCUGCUGAGAAUGACAAAGGGACGGGGAUGAUGCAAAAAAACACGCACGCAGGGAAGGAGGAAGGGCAGAGGGAUGAGGAGCAAAGGAAUCAGAGGAGGAUCGAGAUAAGAGCCGCUCAGGAUGUCGAGGAAAACACGUGUAAGCCGCCGAUUAGCGGUGUUACUUUUUCCUGUCGAGACACAGCGUGCGAGGAAGAAAUUUGUCUUGUUCUUAAACCUCACAGAGGAACAGCAAGCGAUCCAGCGAUUAGCCUGGUCCCUGCUUCCUUUAGUGGAACAGCGUGCAGUCAGAGACAAACACUACCUGCAGGACGAGGCAACGCUGUGAUAGCUCAGAGCCCACGCUGCUCUGCACAACAGACAGAAAGUGAGCUGAGAAUUACUUCUCCGUGCGCAGACGUGACCCUUCUCGCCCGUUCCCUGUCUGAGACGUCGCAGAGAGCCAAAAAGAGGAAGGCGGGACCGCUGGAGCCCGCCACACUGAGGAAGAAACGGAGGAGAGGGAGGAGACAGACAAGGAGAUUCGUCAAUGUUUUGAUGCAAAGGCAGAAAAUAAUUGAAGCUGGUUUGACCUCUGACCUCAGUGUGGCUGAGAUCUGCACCAAUGAGCUCAGUUCAGAUACCGCACCAAAGUGCUGUCCAGCUGCCAAAUCAACUGAUUUCUGCUUACUGUGUCAGAAACCAACCACGGACGGAACGCUGAGCCGUAACGCCACCGACAAACUCUGCUGCUGCGAUGACGGAAAAGGCAGCAGAGGCAGCGCUAAUGGCUGCAGUCCUGAGUUAGCUCCCUCAGGAGGAAAAGGGACACAUGGCAGUGACUGGCACACCUGUGACACACCGACUCACACAAGGCAGGAUGAUGGAGAGCCUAUCAAGGACACAGCCAUCUGCGGUGCUUCUUGUAAUAUUUCCCGCAACAAAAAUGAUGAAAAUGAUGCAAAUGUUGUCAGAAACGGUCAGGUGCACGAGGCUGAUGCGAGCGAUGGGCCUGUCUUGGACACACCUUUGCAGGCGAUCUGUGCAGAUUAUUUCAUAUGUAGCACUGCUGACUCAUGUCAGAGUAAAAACAAGCACAUGGACGAUGAAACUAAGAGCAACAUCUGCAGCACUGACGGCACGCUUGACCCUGAUUGUGUCUCUAUUGAUGAAAACAAACUGCAGUGCCCCGCUCCUCUCACACACACUCCGUCUGAUUCAGGAGGCGAUCACAAAUGCUGCAGGGGCGUUGAUCAGAGUGAUGCUGACGGUGGUCAGUGUGAUGGUUUCACUGGUAAUCCUGAUUAUAAUCGCCGUGGUAACGCGGUUAAUAACAGCAGCAGCAGCAGAAAUGAAGCUGAACGUGUACUCAGGAGGGAGCAGAGGGAGGAUGAAAGAGUCAGGGAGCAGCAGAGCAAAGAAGAAGAGGAGAGAAAUCAGCAGGAGAGGAGGGUGAGGGAGAAGCAGGAAGAGUGGGAGAAAGAGUGGGUGAAGAGGAAGGAAAAGGAGGAAAAAGAACGAGAUAGGAGGAAGGAGAUGGAGUUUGAGCAUCUAUUUUCGGAGAAGAGGUUUCCCCAUCACCUCCCCUUUCAGUGCAUCCCUCUCCACACUCCUCUCCUCCUCCAGCCAUCCCUCUCCUCUUCCUCCUCUUUCUCCAUUCACCACACCUUCAUCCAACAUCACCUCUCCCUCCUACCACCUCCAUCUCAACUUCCUGUCUCCUCCUACCCUCACCUGCUUCCUUCUUUCUCCUCACAUCUCUCCCCUCUCGCUCUCAGUCUGUCCCCAGCUCCACCACCUCCUCCUCCUCUCCCUCAUUCUUUCUACACCUCCUCUCCAAUCCCGCUCCUGGACGGCCCUGGUCCUUUUCCCUUAGCGGCAGCGUUUCAUCCCAUGCAGAGCCAUCACCCUCCUCUGUACCCGCCUCCACAUCCAGCAGUCUUACCCUUACAGGUGUUGUUCUGAAAAGUGACACUAAAACCUUUCUAGUCAGGACAUCUUCAUCUAAAUAUCACAUCCAGCAUGAAGCUCCAGUGAAAAUAAUCUUAGGAACACUUAAAGCCUAACUUUCCACUCCUGCCAAACACUCCAACUCUGUAUCACAUGUCUAGGAAAACAGAGAAGAAAAAAAACAAGAUGCCUAAUUAUCCUCAUCAGCCGCAAUCUAGCUGUAAAUGAGCCUCAGGUGUGCAUCCUGUGGGAUCGUGACAGGGAUGCACAGCUGGGCUCAUUUCCCUCAGCAGAAAUCAGUCACAGCUCCUCUUUUGCAUUUUAAAAUCUAUCAUUUGCUUUGAAGGAAAGCUGGAAAUUUGGUGACAUUAGAGAAGAAAAGGAUUGCUCUUUCACACGUUAAGAUAUGUUCACCAGGCUGUGAUAAACACGGGCUGUUUGCCUUGUUUAUCCAAGACAUUUGUGGCAGUCUCUGGAAGGAAUGAAUGCCCUGUAAGUUGUACUCGGGGGAAACAAAGCACUGAUGAACCAUUCUAAGGAACUAGAAGUGACCCGUUUCAGAGCUGAGCUUCAGAUGGCAGGAUUUGGACUCUUAUUCUUCAUAUUUGGACAUCUCACCUCUGAUUGGCUAACAGCAAUGCGACUCUACCCCUGACUCUGCUUUGAAUCGUCAAUGUUCUAUCUCCACAAAUAACACAAGCCUGGAGGAGUUCUACUGUGCGGUGUAGCUGCUAAUGCUAACGGUUAGCUUCUCCUAGCCGUUCUCUGCUGUUUCCUGGACACUAAAACAACAACAGCCUUCCCUGUAAUGAGUCAAGAUGGGUGAGUCGAUGAAUGUUAGGUGACCGUGUGACGUAGAUCUGUCAGGAUUUUCACCGUCUAUUCUCUAUCAAAAGCUAACACAGCAGAUAGGUGGAGGAGACUGUUUUCAUGUUCAGCCUGCGUGAAAAACUCAGAGUGACCAAAUAUAAUCAGAAAUAAUCAUUAAAAAUGUUUUUUCUGUGUUCCACAUUUAAAUUUAAAUUUAAAUUUACUUUUAGAUAGCAGAUGGGAAUUACUGGAGAUGAGUUGAAACUGUUUGUUCUCAACAAAAAAAAACGUCCACUUGUGGCAGAUACAUCCCUGUCAUUGUUUCCGGGUCAUGGAGAGUCACACUUCAAGUUUAAUAAAAACCUAAACUUUGAUUUAAAAUACUGUCACUGCUGCUUGUGAUCGGUUUGCACUGAAAAAGCAGCGAGGCUGAUUUUGGUGCUGAAGUUUGAUUCAAUAUUAAAGAUCAUGUCUCUAAAACUGUCCUUCAGCGACAGACCUUCAGGCCUCGUUAUGCUCAGUUUUAACAGAUAACAUCAUUUAAGUAUCCAACUAUAUGUCUAGAUCUGACUUUACAAGUUUCAGCCACAGUUUUCAGUCACAGGCUAACAGCACUGGUCGUUCCUGCAGGCAGAUCCUGAAGAACCGAUCUAAACACUUGGACACAAUCAUUUGAGGAAAUCGUUACAUUUUCAUGGAUUUUUAUGCACAUUGAAGCUGAGUGAUAGUUAAAGUUUGACUCGAUCAUUUAAUUGGACUCCCAUCUUUGUUCCAGUGUACAAGGCCAUUGAUUUAUUCACCAAGGUUUGUUCAAAUCGGUCACGGUGGAGAAAUCCCACAUUUCAUAUCAUUGCCUGCUCUUGGUCGACCCUUCACCUCAACGCCCGAAACAACUGAUAAACACUUCAGCUGAACCACUUGGCCUCUUUUGUUAGAUAUUCUCUGGUGUUAGAGAAUUAUCUCACCUCUCUUUGUUGGCUUCAUGUCUUAAUUCAGCAUCAAAGCCUACGGAAGGAGAUGGGGAGUGUGCACAGCUUAAUCUGAAUCCUAACUGCACAAUCUAGUGAAACAUAAGUAAAUCUGUUUUAAUGCUCCUUCAGCUGGAUUUGUGCUGUUUACAUGUAGCUGAAAGUCUGAACUGAAGACUCUGGGCUGAGUGUUGGUGACAAAUGGGACACGGCGUUUGUUACAAUAGUUUCCAAAAAGUCUUCGAGUUCCUCCUGUGAGUUACAGAGCCUCGCUAUCACAUCGCGGGAAUCCUUAAACAUUUUCUAAAUUGGUUGCAACAAGCCUUUAAAGCAGAAUACAUAGUUUUUGUCAAACAGCGAUGUCUAGUGGCUAAACAAUGCAUUACAACUUAGACCCCUCUCACCACUUCCUUGUUUAUGGCAGGAAGCAGCGCCUCUCGUUCUUUUACAGAUUUUAAAAAAAGGACAAAUAUAAGGUGCUGUAUGGUGGUGCAGUUGGUCACACAAUUGCAACAGGAAAGUUGCCAGUUCGAGUCCUGCCUGACCACUCUUUCUAUAUGGAGUGGGCAUGUUCACCCCCAUGCAUCUGUGGCGGUUCUCCAGGUACUCUGGUUUCCUCCUGCAGACCAAACACGUGCACGUCGGGUUGAUUGGCGACUCAAAGUUGUCUGCAGGUGUGAGAGAGCGUGGGACUGGUUGUGUCCCUGUGAUGGACUACUGACCUGUCAACAGUGUCCUCACCCCUCAAACGAAGACAGACACCAGCUCCCUGUGAUCCUAGAGAGGAUGAAGCAGUUCACAAAUGAAUGAAUAGAAGUUACUAAAGGCUUCUGGAACACCUCUCUGUUUGAUUUCUUUGAGUUAGAAAUAUGAGACGACUAAUUAAAAAUGUCAUUUCUGGUGUUGGAGAGCUACAGAAAAGGGUUAGGGCCACUGAAAGAAUUAAGAAUGAGAGAAUUCUUACUUUAAUAUCAGAAUUCUGACCUUUUCUUUGCAGUGGCCAUAUCCUCUUCCGUAGGAGACCAAAUUCAGACACGGUGAAGACACAUUGUGACUACAGUGUGCUUCAUUAAAUCAAGCUACAAUGAAAAUGAACACUAAAGUGUCCACAUGUGCCAGCUCCUUAAAGUGUUGUAUUAACAAAAAGUAUUAUUUUUAUCGCUUUACGGUGGAGGUGUUGCCAUAACUCGAUGUGCUAGCUAGCCAUCUAUAGACACACAGUCUUCUGUUAUUUUAACACGUUCAAAGACUCUUAAUUAAUCCCUGGAGAGGGGGGGAUGACAAUAACCUGGGUACCCUGACUUCUCUUUCUAAGUGAAGAUAUUAGUGAAGGGUGUUUGAAAAAAAGAGAGUCUGAUUUCUGUGGAUGACCACGUGACCUGGCUGUAGAUAAAGUCUUUCCGUCUCACGUACCAGUUCAGUGUGUUUCCAACGACCCACCAACAGAAUCGGCCCAGUGAGGUACUGGUUUACCACAAUCAGAGCGAUAAUCCAUCAUAAUGCCGCAGACUGACCUCAUCCACUCACUGUUUUUUGCAAAGGUUGCUGAUGAGAAAAUAUACAAAAACAAGAAACAACUGAACUAAGAGUUCGUCUCUUUGGAAUUACUCAGAAAUUUAUGUAUUUUUUACUUUACUUUCAUUUAUGAACUCAACUUAAGCACUUUGUGAGCAAUUAUCUAACGAUCCAAAACAAAUCAGACUAAUGCAGUCAGCAGAACAGCUGUGUCCCAGUUUCCUUCAUCAUGGUAAAAACGUCAUUUUUAUAUAUGUGCAGGUUAUUAUGUUCUGAACUCAUCUGUGCACACACCCUGCUGCUGUUCCUUCCAACAGACGUUUAAGGCUUUGACUUGAUAAACCCGCUCCAGCGUCUGACCUUUACACUCAACCUUUGGCGCUGUUGAUUUCCUGCCAACUGCACCAAAAUACCCAAACAUGGUGGACAACUUCAGCAGCCCAGCUGUUUAGGGUGAAAUGUUUAUUAAGUGAUUCGGCCGGUCACGUGGCCCCGCCAACUGCAGCGCUGCGUCCCAGAGCAGCAGAGAUGAAAAUAGGGAGAUGGGAGGAUUUGAUUGUCAGGUAAUCAUACAGUAAAACAGCCACUCAUUGACUGCCACUCCCUUCCUUCAGUUGCCAAGUGAUUUUUCUCUCUGUCGUCUGCAACAGAGCAACAAAGGUGCAGUCACUUGCUGUCAGUCAAACCCAGCAAGUUUAGUUUCCUUUACAGAUUUGAAUGAAUAAGUUAACGCCCUCGCUUCCCCUAAAAUCAGAUUUUAUUUCAAAUUUUAUUGUCUUAAUUUUUCCUCAGAAAGUGAAGAGGAUCAUCUGUUAUAAUCCGAGUGUGACUGCGAUGCAUGUCGACAGGAGCAACGACAAGGACCACAGUAACUCCCACUCUCACGUACACGUUUUUUUCUCCUCUCGCUCUUUUCAAGUCAAACAUCUGGCUGAGAUUGCUUUGGGGCAUCAGCGGUAGCGUCUUUCUCUCUCAACCCACUACAGAUCAUUCUAGUGCAGGCACAAGUGACAAACAAACAAAACAAACAAUAAUUUGCAUCAAAACUCAGCCCCCAGAAGCAGUGGUUUGAACACAGCUCAUUCUUUGGGCGAGCCAUGCAGAAUCCUGCUGUUUGAUCAUUACAGCUGUCAGUCGCAGCUGCUGCCCACUCCCCUCCCAGAGGUCAUCAGUAAGUAACCGCUGUCUCCUCACAGAUGACAUCCAGAGGGUUGGGCUCGUUCCCCGCAGAGUACCCGAUGAACCGUGGCGUUACGAAACUUCUUGCAGGCACAAAAGCAUCAGAAUGUGUGAGGGAACUGGUGUUUUCUCCUCCUACCUGCACACAAUCAGAAGUUUCCAACUAAAUACUCUAAGUCUCAAUUAUUACUGUGAUAAACUGUAUUUUAGAGGAGAAACAAGCUGUUAUUAGAUGUAUUUUUGUAGAGAAUCCUCAGUUGAAUGAGGCAGUUUUUGUAUUCUGUACUAUUUUAGCUGCACCUGAUUUGUCUUCUUGUUCCUGCUGUUGUAAAUAUGAUUUCAGCUCCUUACAAAGCUGUUCUAUACUAUUUUGUGACAGAAAUGUCUGAAGAUCUGUUUAACUGACGUUUAGCAGAUUUUAUUCUGUGUGUAAUCUCAGCAGAUUCUGUAUAAUAUAGAACUAGUGAGAAGGACCAGUAACUCUGAAAGUGGAAAUAAAUCUGUCAACUUCA